Vespula pensylvanica (western yellowjacket) is the source of this 1029-nucleotide messenger RNA. RefSeq names its product transmembrane protein 41 homolog (gene stas). Bases 129 to 917 code for a protein of 262 amino acids. The transcript is spliced from 4 exons. The record is from RefSeq and is a predicted model, not a curated record. Gene Ontology annotation, cellular component: endoplasmic reticulum membrane. NCBI's taxonomy places the organism in Eukaryota, Metazoa, Arthropoda, Insecta, Hymenoptera, Vespidae.
GCUCUUGUAUCUCGUGUAACAUGAAAUGGUAUAAACAGUAUACGACAUUCAUAAAUCUUAAGUAAAUCAUUCGAUAAUAUAAAUGGAAGAAGUGUUUUUCCUGAUAUCAAGUAAAACCCGACGUAAAAAUGAGUGCACAAAUUAAUACAAAUACUGUAGAGUCAAGAAAAAUGAAUGAAGAAACUUCAACAAGACGGGCUAUAUUAACAGUUACUUUGAUAUUCAUUGCGUCACUAACUGCUCUAUCUUAUGUCUAUAUGAGUUUUCCAGAAUUAGCAGAAGAAGAGAAGGAAUAUAUGAAAUUACCCUUUCAUAUAGAAGAUGCAAAAAAUCUUGGAAAAUUAUUAGGAAGAUAUAAGGAUUUAUAUUAUUUUGAAGUAUUGGCAGGUCUAUUCGUUACUUAUAUAUUUUUGCAAACAUUUGCAAUUCCUGGAUCUAUUUUUUUAUCGAUAUUAUCUGGAUUCUUAUUCAGAUUUCCUAUAGCACUUUUACUAGUAUGUACAUGCAGUGCAGUUGGUGCAACACUUUGUUAUCUUCUGUCAUCAUUAUUAGGAAGAAAGUUAUUAUAUAAAUAUUUCCCAGAAAAAGCUAAUGAAUGGACAGUGAUGGUAGCUAAGCAUAGAGAUCAUCUUUUAAAUUAUAUGUUAUUUCUUCGAAUGACACCACUCUUACCUAAUUGGUUCAUAAAUUUAGCUAGCCCUGUAAUAGGAGUCCCUAUAAUACCUUUCACAGUGGGUACAUUUUUUGGUGUUGCACCACCAUCAUUUGUCGCAAUACAAGCAGGACAAACAUUACAUAAUUUAACUUCGUCUAGUGAUGCAUGGUCCUGGAAUAGUAUGAUAAUUUUGUGUAUCUUUGCAAUGCUUUCUCUAGUACCUGUGUUAUACAAACAAAAGCUUAAAGAAAAGUUUGAAUAAAUUGGUAGUGAUAAUUAUUUAUAUUGUGACAUUCCCCAGGAUUGCUUGCUGGAGAUGCAUUUUAUGUUCCUAUAUAGGAAUAUAUCAUAUUAAUAAAGUAAUUAUUAAGAAA